CCUCGCCAUGCGCACACGCUCGCCCUAUGGCGCGUCGCCUGGCGCUGCUAGCGCUGCUGGCGUGCGCGGCCAUCGCGCUCACUUCGCCCGUACGAUAUUCGGACACUUCAGAUUCAACUUCCUUUGAUCCUUUCGAUUUAUGGGAAGAUUCCUCUGAAUCUUUAGAACCAUCGACUAGGAAACCAAGUGCCAAAGUGAUACUAAAAAAUAAAGCCCCCAAAGUUAAUGUGACUGUCAAAAAUAAUGACGGUAAAAAGAAAAAAGUAAUUAAAACUACCAAUAUCAAAAUCGAGAGUCAUACAAACUUUAUAGUGACAAAAAAACCUUUUUUGAAACCUAACAGAAUCUCAUACCCAACUGUUGGUCAUCCUGGAAAUGAACAUUUCUGGUUCAGUGAAAAUGUAGAGCAGAUAGCUAAUUGGACAACUAGAAGACCUUCGUCUCGGCGUCCAACGGCAAGACCUCCAACAAAACCAAAACGGGUGACCACAACCCGUCAACCUAUCACUGUCACCCACCAUCGAGUAUCUAUUAGUACUACUCCUAAAUCAACAAAAAUCCUGCAAAAAACUACUUGCCCACCGAAAGAGACUGCUUGGUUUUCUACAUUUUUUCAGGGUGAUAAGUUUAAGAAAAAACCUCCGAAGCAACCAGCAAAACCAGGUUGGUUUUCAGGCUUCUUCAUGAAAAUUUACGAUUGGAUAUCAAAAUCUAGCUGGUUUGGAGGCGCCAGUUGGUUUGAAAAACCGAAACCCAAACCCUCAGCAACAACAGUGUCACCAUGGACGAUGCCCAAUUCUGAUUGGUACUCGGCUCUACUUAACACGGAAAUAAGCGAUGGAUUUUAUUUGGAAUCUAUAAGCACAGAUAAAAAAUUGAAAAAGAAAUCACCGAGAAUAACAUAUAAAGGUUAUCAGUUACUUCGAAUAUACCCAAAAAGUAAAGACAAGCUAUCUGCUAUAGUUGAAUUGCAAGAAGAAGGUGAUGGUUCUGGUCUAAUGUGGUGGACCAAUCCCACAGUUAAUGGGUAUAUAGAUCUUCUUACGCCACCAGACCUCCUAGAGGAUGUUAAACAUCAUCUCAGCUACUAUAACAUAGAUUUUGACAUCCUGAUCAGAGACUUACAGAAAGCAGUAGUACUCGAAAACCCAAAACUUUCAAAGAAAGAAAGAUUAGAAUCGAACAAAGUAUUUGGCCACCCAAUGACGUGGAGGCGAUAUCAUCGAUAUGCGGACAUUUUGCGUUAUUUAGACUACUUACAAAACUCAUACAGAGAUUUAGUAGAACUUAUAACGCUGGGCAAUUCAUCUGAAGGACUUCCAUUAAUAGCUGUUAAGAUAUCAUUACAUAGGAAUGAAACUGGUAAAAAAGAUACAAAAGGUGACAAGAAAAAAUGGAAACUCGGGUCUCGUCAAAAACCUGCGUUGUGGUUAGAUGCGGGCUCUCAUGCCAGAGAAUGGAUUUCACCUGCAGUUGCGACAUGGAUAUUGCAAGCUCUUAUAGAAGGUGAAAAAGGCCAGGGAGCCGAUCACGAAAUAUUAAAACAAGUAGAUAUCUAUAUAAUGCCAGUUUUAAACCCGGAUGGCUACGAGCAUUCUCACACUCACGACCGACUUUGGAAGAAAACUCGCUCUUCUUAUAGAGAUCAGACCGAUGACUACUUUGUUGCAUGGUUGCCAUGGAAUUGGGGUCGAGGAGAGUGUAUGGGCGUGGAUCUGGAUCGCAACUGGGACUACCGGUGGGGGGAACAGGAUUCAUCUCGAGACAUUUGCGCAGACAACUACGCCGGCCCGCAUCCCUUCAGUGAACCAGAAACUAAAGCAGUCGCAGAGUUUUUAGCUGAACGUAAAGGUCAAAUUAAGGCGUACAUUUCCCUGCACGCGUAUUCUCAAGCGUGGUUGGUGCCGAGCGCCCCCACAAGGAUCCCUAAUGAUGAUGACACACUCGUCAUGGAAAUGGGUAAACUAGCCACUGCGGCACUCGCAGACAUGUAUGGCACUAAAUACCAGAUUGGAACCGCUGCUGAAGUACGUCAAGAAGCUUCAGGAAUGUCACAUGAUUGGGCAAAAGCACGUGCGGGCAUUAAAUACUCCUACCAUGUCGAUCUUGGAGACUCCGUCGGACCCUAUGGCUAUAUACUGCCUGCCGCUCAAAUAGUAUCUACGGCACGCGAGACUUGGGAAGCCGUUAAAGUUAUUGUGGAUAAUUUAAAUCCUUAGAUUCAUAUUGUCUUAGAACUGUUAAUAGUGACAUAAGUAUUUAAUUUUUAUAUAUAUCCAUAAUAAAAGUAGAAGAUCGAA
Molecule: messenger RNA, 2300 nt
Organism: Achroia grisella
Lineage: Eukaryota; Metazoa; Arthropoda; Insecta; Lepidoptera; Pyralidae
Product: carboxypeptidase A2-like
Exons: 9
Coding region: 27-2219 (730 amino acids)
Biological process (GO): proteolysis
Molecular function (GO): metallocarboxypeptidase activity; zinc ion binding
Source: RefSeq, a predicted model, not a curated record